AACCUUGUGGCUUAUUGAGCAGUGGACUGUUAUGGAUUUGGAUAGCACUGAAGGUCUAAAUGAAAUUCGUUCCGCAGUGUAUCGAGCUGCUCUAAAGCUUCGCACGUUACAAAAACUAUGUCAGAUGCACCUGGUGUCACUGCAGGAUUUGCGCCCAGUUCUAAAUACUUUGUGCAGUUCUGGGGAACCAAUGAUUAGUCUUGCUCAAGAAGAUGUACAGCAGCAUCUAGAAGAGCUAUUCCAGAGCAUUUCACAUGAACUUCCUGAUGAGGCGGUUCCUGAAGCCACAGAUCAAACCACCAGGCUUCUCUUUAAACUGUUCGACAGAGAGCAAACUGGUGUUAUUCUGCUCAGGUCAGUGGAGGCCGCGCUGAUCGCCCUCUGUGGAGACACUCUCUCAGCUAAACACAGAGGUCUGUUCUACAUUCACUUAAUUUCUAAGUGAUUUAAUCUUUCAGCAUGAAAAAAUAGUGUUUAGAGUCUGUGUUUGUGUCUUUGCAGCUCUGUUCCGACUGGCUGAGAGCUACAGUGGGAAUCAGGAGAGUGACAGGGGCUCUAUCAGUCGAAGUGCACUCAAAAUCCUGCUGGAAGACCUCAGCCAGGUGAGAAAAACAAUCCAAUGAAUUAGACUCACUUCUAACAAAUACCAGCAAAUUUCUAACUAAAAAUGGUCUGUUUAAGGUUCCAGCAGUGGUUCAGGGAAACCAUGUUUUUGGUCAAGCUGAAGCUGCAGUGUGCGCUUGCUUUAAUGGGGUAUAGUAUAUU
Onychostoma macrolepis is the source of this 765-nucleotide messenger RNA. Its product is annotated as dystrotelin-like. The record is from RefSeq and is a predicted model, not a curated record. Gene Ontology annotation, biological process: synaptic signaling. Gene Ontology annotation, cellular component: plasma membrane. Bases 32 to 445 code for a protein of 137 amino acids. Lineage: Eukaryota; Metazoa; Chordata; Actinopteri; Cypriniformes; Cyprinidae. The transcript is spliced from 4 exons.